AUGAAAUCUGUUCAUUUCUCACAGCUCUCACCUCCAAUUCGUGCCUUCAACCCUAAUAAUCAUAAUUCAUCAUCAUCUUUUUCUUCUUCUUCAAUCACUCUUCUCCAGCGCUGUAAAUUCAGCUCUGUUUCUCUCACCUCCACUUCUGGGCCCUCCCGCUCAAUCACGCUUUGCGCUCCCAAUUCCACCAAAGCGACGUCGUCGUUGUCGUCCCAGUUCGAAUCGGCGGCAGCGGAGGGCAUAAAGGAGGCUUCUUUUCAGGUUCAAAACGACGCUUCGCAAAGUCCGUGGAAUGUGGAAGUCGGAAAACCUAGCGUUCCGUCUCCGUCGGUGGCCAAAUUGAGCUUGAGCGACCAGGCUUUCUUCCUCUUGGCCUUCGUCGCCUGCACGACUUCUGUGGCAUUUACGAGCCUUGUAAUUGCAGCUGUCCCGACACUAUUUGCAAUGAGGAGAGCUGCAAUAUCUCUUUCGAAGCUGGCGGAUACAGCUCGUGAAGAACUCCCCAGUACUAUGGCUGCCAUUAGGCUUUCAGGCAUGGAAAUAAGUGAUCUUACACUGGAACUGAAUGAUCUAAGCCAAGAGAUCGCUGAGGGGGUCAGCAAAUCUACUCAAACUGUUCAAGCAGCAGGAGCUGGGAUUCGGCAGAUUGGUACACUCGCACAGCAGCAGACUAUGUCAAUGAUACAAGAGAGGGCGAGCCUGCCCAUCAUCUCUUUGCAACCAGCUGUUGUUGGAGCAGCAAAGAAGACUACUCGUGCUGUUGGCCAAGCCACCAGGAUCUUCAUGAAUAUAAUAUCUCCAAAGGACUCGGAAAAAGUCAAUGAGGAGGACGUUGAAAUUGAUAGGGUGGAACUUUAA
This is a messenger RNA of Prunus armeniaca (apricot), 858 nucleotides long. Lineage: Eukaryota; Viridiplantae; Streptophyta; Magnoliopsida; Rosales; Rosaceae. The record is from the annotation of a GenBank genome assembly.